Messenger RNA from Hyaloscypha bicolor E, 2275 nucleotides. RefSeq names its product glycoside hydrolase family 3 protein. Gene Ontology annotation, biological process: glucan catabolic process. Gene Ontology annotation, molecular function: beta-glucosidase activity. Lineage: Eukaryota; Fungi; Ascomycota; Leotiomycetes; Helotiales; Hyaloscyphaceae. Bases 1 to 2253 code for a protein of 750 amino acids. The record is from RefSeq and is a predicted model, not a curated record. The transcript has a single exon.
AUGUUGACCACUACAGGCUCUACUUUGCUCAGAGAUCCCCAUCUGACAGACACGGUAAUACCGACAUACACAUUUCAGCAGGCAGUUCAAGCCCUUGAAAACGGAGAGCCUUUGUCUCAAACAACGCAAAGACUGCUCUCGGAAUUGAGUAAAGUCGAGUGUCUCUACCUCCUCGAUGGCGAUGUGCCAUUCUACGAAGGCCUACGAGGAAUCCUUUGUGACCGCUACAACCGGGUGCCUUUUGUUAUGGGCGCAAUCCCACGUCUGGAGAUCCCCGGCAUCCGCUUCACAGACGGUCCUCGUGGAGUUGUCAUGGGCGCCUCGACGGCCUUCCCGGUGUCCAUGGCUCGCGGCGCAACCUGGGAUAUCGCGUUGGAGCGACGUAUCGGCGAUGCAAUCGGUCUGGAAGCAAAGGCACAGGGUGCGAAUUAUUUCGCCGGGGUGUGCGUCAAUUUGCCGCGCCAUCCUGCAUGGGGUCGUAUUCAAGAGACGUACAGCGAAGAUCCUAUACUCUUGGGGGAGUUCGGUCUUGCCCUUGCACAAGGUGUGCAGGGCCAUAUCAUGGCUUGUGUUAAGCACUUUGCGCUGAACUCGAUGGAGAAUGCUCGCUUUCGAGUAGAUGUGAAGGUUGAGGAGAACGUUCUGCAUGAAGUCUAUCUCCCGCAUUUUAGGCGCAUCAUCGAGGGUGGCGUGGCAUCUGUGAUGUCCUCCUACAACGCAGUGAACGGCGAAUGGGCUGGUCAAAGUCAACUUCUGCUCACGGACAUUCUACGACACGGGUAUAAAUUCGAUGGGUUCGUCAUUUCAGACUUCAUUUUUGGUCUUCGAGAUGCCCCACUUUCAUUGAAAAAUGGUCUGGAUAUCGAGGCUCCCUUCAGACAACAGAGGGCCAUGCACCUUAUGGAAGCGUUGAAAUCCGGAGAGCUUGACUGGUCGGUUGUAGACAUGGCUUGUUCAAGAAUACUACGGAAGCAGCUUGAGUUCGCAGCGAACAUUGGUGCAAGUAAAGCCGAAUCCUCCGUCGUGUUCUGCGAGGAACAUAGGACAUUGGCUCGGGAGGUAGCAGGUCGAUCAAUCGUUCUACUGAAGAAUGAACCAGUUGAAGUUGAUGCCAAGCCUCUGCUACCACUCGAUCCAAGGAAGGUAUCGAGAAUUGCCGUGGUCGGACGACUGGCCAAUGUUCCAAAUACUGGUGACAGGGGUUCGUCUCAAGUCUUUGCUCCUCAUGUGGUGACGCCAGUCGAAGGAUUGAGGGCCGCAUUUCCCCAAGCUGAUGUUAUCCUCGAGGAAACUGAUUCGGUGGAACGGGCAAGGGAGCUUGCAGAAAAGGUCGAUCUCGUUAUUUGUGUGGUAGGAUAUGAUGCGACUGACGAAGGUGAAUACGUUGUUCCAUCGUUACAGUCUGAUGUUUGCCUGCUAGACUUGUUGCCUCCUGCCGAAACAAUGGAAGAGAAAGAAACGCUGGCCAUAGUGAAGGGAGAUGCAAGCGAUGGCAAGCUGGAAUCUGCACUUGAGGUUGGGGCUGGUGGGGACCGCAGAUCGCUCAGGUUGCGAUCUCAAGAUGCUGAAUUGAUCGCAGCCGUCACUGCUGCGAAUCCACACACGGUUGUGUCCAUAAUAGCGGCAGGUGCCGUUAUCAUGGAGGAAUGGAUAGACCAGGUCCCUUCAUUGGUUAUGAGUUGGUAUGCGGGCUCAGAAGGUGGCCACGGUCUGGCUGAUGUUUUGCUUGGCCACAUUGAUGCUAGUGGGAGGUUGCCUUUCUCUAUUUCCAAAGACGAGAGCCAUCUUCCAUACUUUGACAUUGACGCGACAGAGAUCAAAUAUGAUCGUUGGCAUGGCCAGAACCUGCUCGACAAGCUUGGUCAAGAAGCUAGAUUUCCCUUAGGUUUUGGCCUGUCAUACACCACCUUCUCCAUCACAGAUCUUCGCAUCGGCGCUUUGGGCUGCGGCGAUGUUAUGGACACCAUGCAGAUUCAUGUUGAUGUCGCAAAUACUGGGCCGCGUGGCGGAAGGCAUGUUCUUCAAGUCUAUGGACUCGUAAAGAUGCCCGACUUCCCGUCUCGAGUGCUCUUGGGCUUCCUUCCGGUAGACUUGGAUAUCGGACAACUCAAGGGUGUCACAAUAGACGUAUCGGUAAGACCUCUUCAGCGGUGGGUGGCUGGUGAAUUUGUGUUACCAGGCCAGGAGGUCACAAUCGAGGUGGCAGCUUUUGCGGGCGAUUCCAAGGCAGUACGAGGAAUUACCUGGUUAUAAAGAGCGAAAUGGCGGUCCGCGU